Suillus subaureus is the source of this 713-nucleotide messenger RNA. RefSeq lists its product as uncharacterized. Bases 76 to 285 code for a protein of 69 amino acids. NCBI's taxonomy places the organism in Eukaryota, Fungi, Basidiomycota, Agaricomycetes, Boletales, Suillaceae. The record is from RefSeq and is a predicted model, not a curated record. The transcript has 4 exons.
UAACACCUGGUGUCGGACGCGUCGGGAGAGAGAGCGAAAAGGUCGUGUUCUACGACGGAGGCACACGUGAACGGGAUGUCUUCACGACAUACUUGCGGUCGACGAAACACGCGAAUUCGAUAUACGAGAUCCGCAUGGCAUACGAAUGGACAGGAAUUUGUCAUCAAAUACCUCUGGUCCACCGCUGGGUAUGGGUUGAUAGCUGUGCCGUUGCUUAUCACGGGGAAACGUUCUCUUGGUGUAGGUGCUGUGGAUGGAGAGGGUAAGAGUGACGAAAAGUGGUGACGAAAGUAGAUGAGCGACGCGGAUGGUAUCGUUUCUGCCAGGACAGAAACAAAUACAGGUGACAAAUUCACAUAGCCUAUGGUGAGAGCGGACUGCCGAUACCGUCUAGCGAAAGCGAACCAACCGCGGGGGGUGGUAAUUGUGAACUAACAACACGCACAGAAGACACAGGAGCCAAACGGUUGAAGGCGAUGUAAUGCAAUGGUUCUUUUUUGGGUUUGGGGUUUUUUUCGAGGGGGCUGCGAGAUAUUGUAUAUGAACUUAUAUGUGGACUGUGUAGACACAAGGUCCGUGGUGAUCUAGUAGCAAGGUGUGGCGCUGCUUAGCUUGUAUGUCGUAUGUAGUGACUGCAGCAAGAUUGCAAUACAGGUUAGCAGUUGUUAUUAGGAAGGCACAAAGUUUGUCAACGUAGUGAGACAGUUAUAAAU